AUGCUAUGCAGUGCCAUACAUCCUGUUGAUGCUAAUAUCUGGCAUUUUAAAAGGUCAUGCUAUUCUCAGAAUUCUAAUAAUGCCUUUACACUGAAGCUGUUAGAGGUUGCGUGUAAAGGCAUCAUUAGAGGACUGUAUUUGAAUGUACUGGCUUUUAGAUUUAAAUACAACGAACACGAUGAUCUAAAUAUUCCUGAAAUAAUAGAGCAGUCAGGUUCGCACGCACUUGUUGGAGACUUUCCUCAAUGGUGUCUUGGAAACAUUCAAAAAUGCGACAAUGGAUUUUCAUUGGACGUUUGGCUGAAGUUGAAUCCAAGAAAUGUGGACACAUCUGAACUUGUCAUCCUAUCAAAUGGUGGAAAAUCGUUCUUCUCGGAAGGUUUCUAUCUUUAUCAAAUACUUGGAGACCAAUACGAGGUUGGUGUUACCAAGGGCAACAAGAAAUGGCGGGUAAAUUUUAGACUUAUACCAGAUUAUUUUAUUCAUUUAAUGAUCACGUGGAAUGAAUCGUCAGGACUGAAAGUAUUUAUUGACGAACAAGAAUAUAAAGAUGAGUAUUUUGAAGAAGAGGACAACGAUGGUGACAGUUAUGACACAUUCAGUGCAUUCACGGUUGGUUUGGAUGGACAUGCUGAACCAGUGACAGACGACAAUUUAUUUGAGAUUCAGUCGAUAGAAUUCCACGAUAAAGUAAUUCAAAACAAUUUAGAUAAGAACAUCAUGCCUCUAGGUUGUUAUCGUAACCAUGAUGACAUACAAGGAACUGAAUUGAAUGGUACCAAUACCAACGGUAUUAUCCAACAAUGUCGACAGAUGUGUACCCGACUCGAUAAACCAGGAUUAUGUCUUGUAAAAGGUAGUUACUGUUCUUGUGCCGAGAUUGAUAUCACAUAUAGCGUACUUGGUAACAAUGCUUGUGAUGGUGAAGAAUGGGAAGUGUACUUCGCAUCAGGAACGACCAACGAUAAUCCGUAUUCCAUCAACGUGGCAGUUAAUUGUUUGACUGACAGAACUUACGUCAAACCGUUAGAAACCGUUAUGAUCAAAAUAACAUCUAAUCUUCAAGAAUUUGUUACUUUUACUAUAGACAUGGGUGACGGAGUUAAAAUCACCACAUAUGAACGGAGUGUUUACCACUAUUGGUAUAAAGAAGGCAACUAUACCAUAACUGUAACUGCCAGCUUAGGGUCUAUAUCUGUCUCUGGAUCUACCUAUUUCAUAAUCGAAGAUGUUGACGAAGGAACUCCUCCACAGAUGGUUCACAUAUCAAGCUAUCACCAAACUGACAAUCGAAAGGCGAAAUUCGAAGUUUCCUUUGCUAGUAACUAUUCUACCGAUUGUUCGGUUAGUUUUGGUGAUGUAUCACCUCUGCAAAAGGUUAGUUCAUCAAAAACCUUCCUUUCCCGCCAGAAUAUUGAAUACACGUUUCCACAGCUUGGACUUUACAACGUUUCAGCUACUUGUGUCAAUGUAUAUGGGAAAAUAUCAACCAGUGAUAUAUUCCUGGCAAAGAGAUUUGAUCUUUUGUUCAAUUACUUCGAAGUUGGGCACAAUUUUACUACACAGUACUCACCGGGAUUUAACUACAAUCAAAAUCUAGAAAUUCUACAAAACGAAAUUGAAUCAUUAUCGUUCUAUAGUGAAGAUGGAGAUUUGACACUUCCACUUUAUCGCCCGUUUGAAAAUCUUGUAUCAUUUGAUGUAGGAACAGAGUCAAUUCAGAAAAGAAUAUUUUAUAUACAGACCAAGCUUACUGAAGCAGAAAUAGAGAUAAACACAAAGGCUGACUCUUGGACUCUGACAACAAACAUCACCAUUCUUAUACCGUCGGGGUACCAUACUUUCGUUAACUGUACCUUUGGUUUGUCAUUGGAUGACAUGUUCUAUGUCUAUGAAUCUAAUACGACGGUCGCAGUCGAGUUCACCAUCAGCUACACAAGUAUAGGAUAUUACGAUGUUGUUGUAAGCACCUCAAACGACAUAAGCGAGACCUCCAUGUCUGAACUGAUUUCUGUUGAGGUUCCUAUUGUAUCUUUGCAAAUAGACACAGAAAAUAUAAUUGACAGAACAGAGCCUGUUGUUUUGAACAUCAGUUUGAAUAUGGACAUGGAUGGUCCACAAAAGGCUAGGUUUAGAAUUGACCAUGGUGACGGAAAUGUCCGAGAUUAUAAUUAUUUCAGCUCAGCAAAAAUGUUUUCAACAUAUACGAACAACUAUGUGUAUGCUGAAUGGGGUAUAUAUAAAAUAUGUGUCACUGCUAUUAAUGAAAUCAGCAAUGUGACUGGCUGUACCAAAGUACAAGUAGGACAAAAUAUGACUUACAACGACCUUCAAACCGAUACAGAUGCACGUGCUAGUACAUCAGAAUACGCAGAAGUAACUUUAACAAGUACAUCCGGUUCGGAUAGAACAUAUGUUGUUGAUUUUGGUGACGGGUUUCCUUUUACCUUCACUGAUAUCGAAUUAGAAAGAGGUCAGGUGUUCAGUGAAAUCUUCAUCAAUCUUGGGAACAACGACACGACGGUUCCGGAUAACAGCAUGACCACUACUGAUAACAUUCUUAUGGUGACGGCUGAGCCCAGUAAAGACCCUCGAUCAGACGGAGUGAUACCAAUGUCGUAUGCGGAUAGAUUAUCAUUUGAAACCAUAUCCGUAAAACACAUGUACCGUCAGACAGGAAGUUACAAGGUAACAGUAACUAUUCAAAAUGAAUUCGCACACGAUAUUAAAACGUUAUGCCCAACAAUAAUAGUAGAUGAUACAGAUAUUGAGAAUUGUGGUCCACCAACAGUAUCGUUUGAUAACAUUGAUAUUAGUCAACCAUAUGAACGCGUGCGAUCUGAACAAAUAGAUAUUCUAAUCAAUUCUAUGUCUUCAUGCAGUAACCAGUUCACUUACUCGUGGAAGAUGACAAGGUUACUCAAUGGUUAUUACAAGUCCUUUGACAAGAUUUGUGACACAGAAUCAGCAAACAGAACACGGCAAAUACCAGCCGUGUCUCUAGAGUUUGGACACUACCGUAUCAUAGUUACAGUAUCUCCAAAGGGUUUUCCUCGAGCAGCAACUGUCAAGACUAUAAAUCUUGUCGUUAUUCCGUCACAACCAGUUGCUUACAUUGCAGGCGAUGAUGAUAUGUGGUUUCUAACGUUUGGUAGCACGACUAUAGAUUUCAGGCUAUCACGUGAUCCAGAUUUACUGACCAAUUACCGAAAAGGUCUUGAGUAUGAUCUGUUUUGUAUGCCAGAGAGUGCUUAUUCCACUAUAGAUAAUGAUGAACUGGAAAUGAUGAGACGAAAAUCUCUAUUUGUCAUUGAAGAUACAUUGUUUGGAGGCAAAACAAGGAACCCAGCCCGGUUUUAUGAUUAUGCAGAGUGUCUAGAUCCAGCAAACACAAUAAACGCUACUUUAGAUAUAUCCCUUUCUGGUGGAAUGUUUAAUAUGCCAUCACGUAUGUUUAACUCCGACACACCUUUUAAAACAUUUGUGCUAUUUGUGACUAAAAGCGGAAGAACCAGCAAAACUAUGAAAACAAUCGAACUUCGUGUUUCAAAUUCUACAGAUGCUUUCAGUGAACUUGAUGCUCUACUGGCAAAGAAAGAUGUAGCUGGAGUACUUGCUGCGGUGAACAUUUUGUCUUCUGGUAUUGGUGGAGAUGACAAUAGUACGGCUGCCCAAGAAGAAAUGACUGAGAUGAAAGAAGCUUUAGUGAAUUAUGUUGAGGCAGUAUCAGACAAAGUUCAGAAUCUUGGUCAGGCUAAAAUGGCAGCCUCGGCAGUCAACGGACUAACGGAAGGUGAUAUCAGUAUGAAAACGAGGUCAAAAGGUAGUGGUGCCAUAGCCAAGACUGCAUCCAGUAUGUCAACUAAAUUUGCUGAUGAGUCCAUGGGAACACUGACAGAUGUUGCAAGCGUGGGAUUAAAAGGUAUAAGCAAUGUUUUACCUAAAGAAUCAACCGAAGACAAAGACAAGGCAGAAAAGCGUAAAAAGAGACAACUGAAACUAGAAAAUGACUUAUCAGUGAAGAUUGACCAUUGUACAGUCGAGACAUCUGUUCCAACCGAAGAAACUGAAGAACCAGAGGAGGAAGAAGAAGUUGAUAGUUAUAAUGCUUUCCUUAAAAGAUACGACUUAAAAACCUCAAAAGAACUCCUGUAUUUUUACGACUGUCUGUAUGAUUUCCCUAAGGCUUUCCGAGGAGCCGUUCGGAAGUAUGGACAUAUCAUGUGGUUUCCUUUGUCUAUUCUAGAAGUGGACAAUGAGAAGAUUUUUGCUAAAUAUUCAGUGGAAUGGGAACCUUUUGAUGUGGAUGAAUACAUUAAUGAAUAUUGUAUGAAGGAAAUACAGAGGCUUGCUCGAGAGAAACUCGAAGCUGAUAAAGAUGUGGCAGUAGCUAGUAUGAAUGCUAUUGGCGAUGUUUCUAACUUGAUGCUUGGUAAGAUGGAAGCAUCCCGACGCAGGAGGAGAAGGAGAGAGGCUAUUGCUAACGGGACCGACCCUGGCGGUGAUGAUGACGACGAUGAUGUUGAGGAUGUUGAUCAGAGCUUGACAAUAGAGGCCGAUAAUGUUGCUGUUCAAAUGCAGAAUAUAGACCCUAAUGCUGAAGGCGCUCAGGCAAUGGGAACUGACUCGGGUGGAGCUUCAAUGGAUCCCAGUUUGUUUGGUGAUAUGGGAGCUGAAGGAGGUUGUGCUGUGGGUGCCACUGUGGUAGUUAACAAAGACAAUCCUUUUACAUUUGGUAAUACCUCCGAUUCUAAUGUGAAGACCAGAGUAGUUUCUAUUGAUUUGAGUAAUCCCUGCACUGGACAGAAGGCUGUGGUACAAAACACGUCUAAACCUAUAGAAGUAGAAAUGGAAGGUAAUCCAGAUAAAAUAGAUUGUCCAAUGGAAUUUAUACUAUGUCUGUCCCGAAAAACAACUGGCGUAGACCCCAGAGAGUAUAACUAUCACCCAGUUCAAGUGGAUACAAACGAUUCAACAAUACAUUUUACAAUAUGGCCUGACAGAGAGGGAGAUAGGUUUAAAGUGUUUUUAAAGUAUGAGGACUACCCAAAUGCAACCUUCUAUGACCACACUACCAUCAUACCUCAUGACAAGGACGCUUUUCAGCAUAUUGAUCCAGAUAAGUAUCCCGAGAAAAGAAGAUAUCUACAGCAUACAUACUUCCCUCCUCAGCAUUUAACUAAGCUGAAUGGAACAUAUAGAGUUGCUAUCAAGUUACAUGAAAAGACAACUGUAAAUUUUGAGGAGACCAAAGUUUGUCUGAACUACUCUACACAGUUGAUGAUAUCCGGAUGUAAAUUCUGGAGUGAAGAAGAUCAAACAUACAAAGGAGAUGGUCUUUUGGUUUCCAAUGAAACAACAAUCUGGAAGACAAAGUGUUUAUCAACCCAUCUUACAUCUUUUGGUGGUGACUUCGCUGUACCACCUAAUACAAUUGACUUUAGCAAUGUUUGGGCUAAAUUUGAUUUGACCAGCAAUGCUGCCGUAUUCUCAACAGUUAUUGCACUAAUAGGUAUAUACAUCAUUGGUAUUAUUUGGGCACAACAUAUGGAUAAGAAGGAUCUUUUAAAAUGGGGAGCGACACCUUUGGAAGACAACCUUCCUACUGACAAUUAUCACUACCAGGUAACAGUUCAAACUGGAAUGAAAAAGAAAUCUGGAACCUCCUCUAAGAUUAGUUUUGUAAUGUCUGGAGAAACAAACGACUCUGGAGCUAGAAGACUUUAUGAUGGACACAGAAAGAUUCUACCCACUGGAAGUAUAUUGAAUUACAUUCUAAGUGUUGAACGAUGUUUAGGUCCAUUAUCAUUUCUCCGAAUAUGGCAUGACAAUAGUGGAAAAGGAAAGAUGAGAUCUUGGAAACUGGACCAAAUACAGGUGUCAGAUAUACAAACCGGGGAAAGAUACUUCUUUUUGUGUGACCGUUGGUUAGCUGUAGAAGAGGACGAUGGUAUGGUAGAUAGGAUAAUACCUGUUGCUGGACGGGAGGACUUAGCUGCAUUCAAACAUCUCUUUACCUCAUCUAUCAGAAAGAAACUGACUAGUGACCAUCUGUGGUUUUCAAUAUUUUCUCGACCAACAAGAAGUAAUUUCACACGCGUCCAUCGUAUAUCCUGCUGUAUGUCUCUAUUAUUUAUGACCAUGAUAUCAAAUGCCAUGUUUUUCAAGUCAGAAGAAAACGGAACGCAAUCAAAUGCCAUGACAAUAGGACCAGUUUCCUUUACUCUACAACAGGUUUUUGUGAGUUUUGUAAGUACCAUGAUUGUUCUUCCUGUUAACUUAAUUAUAAUCACGUUCUUCCGCCGUUGUCGUCCAAAGAAAAACGCCAUUAUGCAAAUUAAUCAACAGAUGCCAAAACGCGGGAAAUGGAAGAAUGUAACUAAUACUUCACAGAUCUGGGGUAAUGCACCAAAAAGGAGUAAAUGGCAAAAGUUCAAAGAUUCAAUAGAAAAUAUAACUAACUUUCACCAAAGAUCGAAAUACAAUGCUCAGGACAUCGAUCCUGAAGAAGAAGACAAACCAAUGCCAAAAAUUGUAGGAAUGCCGGAAGAAAAACAAGCAAAAAAGAAAAAGAAGCCAGGAACCUUUCCUCAUUGGUGCAUCUAUAUUGCGUAUGUAUUAACUGUGAUGAGUAUGAUAGUACCAGGAUUUUUUACUAUAUUGUACAGUAUGGAAUGGGGACCAGAGAAGGCAAAUGAAUGGCUUACUACGUUCAUCAUGUCAUUUUUUCAGUCAGUGAUUGUAGUCCAACCACUCAAGGUUAUGGUUUUGGUUGCCUUCAUAGCAUGUAUAGUGAAAAAACCCGACAUUGACGAAGAGGACGGUGCUUCAGAAGAUAUAAACAAUGUUAUCGCAGCCCAUGAUGAAGAAAUGUUACAUAAAGAUCACGAAGAACUAGAUGCAAUUGUAGCAAAAAGAAAACUAGCGAAUGAAGACUGUAAGCCAAUCGACAUGGAAGCAUUGAACAAAGCUAGAGAGAACCGAAUGAUGGAGAUCAAGAUGGAAACACUGUUAAGGGAGAUUGCUAUCUAUUUAUUAUUUGUUCUCGUUCUUUUUUUCCUGUCAUACCAACAGAGGGAUUCAUUUUCAUACCAGAUGGCUGCAAAUCUUAGAAAUUAUUUCGAUAACGGAUUUACAUCGAUAACUACAACCGAAGGAUAUUGGAAAUGGAUGGAUAAAAAGCUUAUUCCAGCAAUGUAUGCCUCGCAUUACGCCAAUGGCACUGAAAUAAUACAGUGGUGGGAUAAGAGGUGUACAGCAGAUAUGGUUUCUCGUAGGGUUGGUAUACCGCGACUUCGACAGCUUCGAAUAAAGCCAGAUACAUGUUCGGUAAAUCAGCGGUUAGAUAGUCUAAUUAACCACUGUAGAAACGAGUACGGAUGGACCGACGAUGACGCUAAAGAUUAUCUUCCUGGAUGGGUGAAGCCUCAUAUAAGUAACCUCUCAGCCGUUGAGGAGUCAAAAACACCUUGGGUUUACAGAAGUUCUUUUGAAUUAGCUAAUGCUCCGUAUCUUGGAGAAAUAUCAACGUAUAAAGGUGGUGGAUAUGUGGCAAUGUUUGAAAGAAAUGUUGAAAGAACUAACGAACUUAUUGAACAUUUACGGAAAGAGGUUUGGUUAGACGUCUAUACAAGAGGAGUUUUUCUGGAGUUCACUGUGUAUAAUCCCAAUCUAAAUUUAUUUGGUUCGAUGAUAAUGUUAGUAGAAUUCAUGCAAUCAGGUGGUGCUGUAACCAGAAUGGAGUUUAAGAUUUUUAGACUGUUGAGCUAUAUCGGAGGCAUGGGAGUUGUUGUUAUGCUAUUUGAAGUUUUGUACGCUUGUUUCACACUGUACUUCUUUGUCCACUUCGUGAAGAAACUAAAGAAGGAGAGAAAGAAGUAUUUCAAUUCGUUCUGGAACAAAUUAGAGUUUGCUUUAAUGCUGUUUUGUGUUACUGUGAUAGCUAUGUAUGCUUUAAAACACAUUUUGACGUCUGUUGCAAUGAACGCUUUGAAAGACAGAGAGCGAGCUGACAACGUUAAUUUCCAGUCUCUCGCUGCGUAUGAUGAACUUUACAGUUAUAUGGUUGGAAUAGUCGUGUUUCUUGCUACCAUACAGUUCCUUAAGCUUCUACAGUUUAACAAGAAAAUGAAUAUGUUGGGAGAUACAGUAAAUUUAGCAUCAAAAGAUCUGAAAGUUUUUUCGUUUGCGUUCAUUAUGUACUUUUUAGCGUUCACCAUAUUUGGAUUCCUCCUUUUUGGUUCUACCUUAUAUGCAUUUGCCAGUUUUGUCAGUGCAGCAGAAUCAAUGUUUGCAUUCACGUUGGGUAGUUUUGAUUUCGCCGCAAUGGAAGCAUCACAAAAGAUUUUGGGCCCAAUAUUUUUCUUUUUGUUUAUUUUCAUAGUUUAUGUUGGGUUAAUGAGUAUUUUCCUAACGAUAAUUGCAGAUGCUUUUAACACCGUGAAGGAAAAUGUCGCCAAUCAAACGAACGAGUAUGAGAUUGUUGAUUUCAUGUGGAAGAAAAUUCAAGGUGUUAUAGGAUAAAACUGUUAAGGAUGUUCGCUUUUUUUGUUUUCGAAAUUUGUCACAUGUUCGGAAUCUUCUGCUUUCAUCCAUAUAUUGCCAUUAAAAUUUGCACGGUAAACCUUAUCUUUCUUUUCAUCAUUGUAUUACAUACAGUUAAACAAGCCAUAAAUAUCUUAUAAAAUCCUUGCUAUUUUUUCACAUUUUUCAAGGAAAAAGUAUGCCAAUGUUAGAUGUAGGAAAAAUCUAGAUUUCCUACAAACUUUUAAACGGCUUCAAUCUGUAAAAGAGGAAGCGAACAUCCUGAAGCCAGAAAAUUGUUGACAAAGUUUGACGAUUCUUGUUUGUUAUUGUUUCAUGUUAUAUUACUAAGAGUUUCCAAGUUUUACUCAUAUCAUUUUGUUGUUUGUUUUCAAUAGCUAUUCACAAGGAAAGUGAACUAAGAAUAUUAAUGAUUGGAAGAAAAAGAAUUCAC
Molecule: messenger RNA, 8977 nt
Organism: Mytilus trossulus (common blue mussel)
Lineage: Eukaryota; Metazoa; Mollusca; Bivalvia; Mytilida; Mytilidae
Exons: 25
Coding region: 1-8523 (2840 amino acids)
Biological process (GO): detection of mechanical stimulus
Cellular component (GO): membrane
Molecular function (GO): calcium ion binding; calcium channel activity; protein binding
Source: RefSeq, a predicted model, not a curated record